ACUUAAGAGGAACAGAGGGAGUGUGAAUCUGAGAAGCAGACAACUCAGAGGAGAAAACAGACAAGGACGGGUACUGGAUAUUGCUCCUGUGAAAUGCUCUUUCAGUGAGGACGUGGUGGAUCAGACAAACUUUCAUUUCUGGAAUUCACAAAACAAAAUUUAAGAGGAAGUUUUUGGAGAGUUUGGUGACUAUAGACAAAACACUGAAAGCCUUUAUCAGAUCCCGGGCUGCCUUUAAGAGCUCAAAAAUAUAAAUACGAGGAACUUCAGAGCUGGAAAUGGGAGCAGUGUGGUGGUGGCUGUGUUUUUGUGUCUUGGGGAUUCUUGCUGUUCCAUGUCAGGGCAUCAGACCAGAAGAGAUUACAAUUGAUGUGAUCCUGCUCGACGACGAAGCGUCUCCCUGGAGUCUGAAGUUUGUGAAAGGAGAAAUAGAGAAGGCCAUGGAGACUGUUAACACCAUCAAUACUUCAGUUGGGCCAUUAAAUUUCAAGCCUAACUUUGAAGGGUUCAACACAACCUUUUAUCGAAACAGAGGCUGUCGGAGUAGCGUGUGUGAGGGAGUGGCCAAGCUUAAAAUCCUGUUGGAUUCACAGAAACUUGGAUGUUCUGUGCUUGGACCCACUUGCACCUAUGCUACUUUCCAUAUAGUUGAUGCGGACCAAGGUCUGAAGCACAGUACACCCAUCCUCUCAGCGGGAAGCUUUGGCCUCUCUUGCGACAACACACUCAACCUGCAGCGCCUCUUGCCACCGGCUCGCAAGAUCUCUGACUUUUUCAUCAGCUUCUGGGAAGUCAACAACAAGAUCAAACCUCCGUGGAAGACGGCCUAUAUUUACAAGAAACAGGGCUACAAUGAGGAUUGCUUUUGGUAUAUAAAUGCUCUGGAUGCAGGCAGGUUUCCUCUAUAUGUUCAGAGCAAGGUGCUAUGGAAAUUAGACGAGCUGAAAAAGGUACUUACAUCAUCCAACAGGACAAGCAACCUGUUCAUCGUCUGUGGAUCACCAAUGGACAUAUUGGAGAUGAAAAAUGGCAUCAAAGAGGCCGACAACAGUGAUAUUCUCUUCAUCCUUAUUGAUCUUUUCAACGAUAGAUACUACACCAACACAUCGUCACUGCCAUUCAUGAAGAACGUGUUGGUGGCGACUAUGCCCAACACCAGAAAAUACACAAUCAACACAGACCUUGAAAACAACAACACGAUGAAUGAUUACAUGGCUGCGUACCACGAUGCGGUACUGCUGGUAGGCAAAGUGAUGAAGGACAUUAUUGCAAAAAAUCAGUCGGAGAUGCAGCAGAUGGAGUACAUCAGUGUGAAUUACUUCAGAAACAUCUCCUUUGAUGGAAUUGCUGGAACCUACAAGUUGGACAAGCAUGGAGACAGAGACGUGAAUCUCACAAUCAUUUACACCACUACUGACAACCAGUACCGAACUUUGUUCACAUUCGACACCGAGUACAACAACACCAACUUGAUUGAGACGAACCCGUCCUUCAUCUGGGGAAAAAGACUUCCUAAUUUCAGACCAGACAGUGGCCCUGCAGCUCAUGACAUCCUUGUCAUCGUGUUGGCUGUUACAGUGGUCGUGGUGGCCACCAUUGCCUUCAUUUUCUACAGACAGAACAGGAGAGACCGCCUGUUCAGGAAGCGCUGGUCCCACAUCGCCUCUGAUCUCAUCACACUGCUGGAGAACAAUGAACUCAAUGUCAUCUCCCUUAAGAUUGAAGACGAGAGGAAAAACAUGGAUUUCAAGAUCCGCCGUGCAUUGUAUGAUAAGAAGGUUGUGAUUCUGAAGGAGCUGAAGCACUCAGAUGGGAACUUCGAUGAGACCCAGAGGAUAGAACUUAAUGCACUCCAGCAAAUCGACUAUUACAACCUCACUAAGUUUUAUGGCACAGUGAAGUUUGAUGCGGGUGUGUUCGGAGUGUUUGAGUAUGGAGAGAGGGGGUCGCUCAGGUAUGUGCUGAAUGACAAGAUUUCAUACCCAGAGGAGACCUUCAUGGACUGGGAGUUCAAGAUCUCCGUCAUGUACGACAUCGCCAAGGGCAUGUCCUACCUCCAUGCCAGUGAAAUCCAGGUGCAUGGACGCCUCAAGUCCACCAACUGUGUGGUGGACAACCGCAUGGUGGUGAAGAUCACAGACUUUGGCUGCAACACCUUUCUUAGCCCCGGCAGAGACUUGUGGACUGCUCCAGAGCACCUGAGGAAACAGGGCACCUCUCAGAAAGGAGAUGUCUACAGCUUUGCCAUCAUUGCUCAGGAGAUUGUUCUCAGAAAGAACACCUUCUACACCAAGUGCUGCUCCAACCGAGCAGAAAAACUGUCAAAGGUCAUCAUGUCCUACUUCAGACCUGAUCUUAACUUUGAGACAGCUUCAGAGAAAGAAUUAGAGGUGUACAUGUUGAUAAAAAGCUGUUGGGAUGAGGAUCCAGAAAAAAGACCCGAUUUUAGGAAGGUAGAAAACUGUCUGGGGAAAAUCAUCAGUAAAAUUCAUAACCAGGACAAUGAGAGCUACAUGGAUAACAUGAUCAGACGGCUGCAGAUGUAUUCCAGGAACCUGGAGUACCUGGUGGAGGAGAGAACGGUCCUCUACAAAGCUGAGAGGGACAGGGCUGACUGCCUCAACUUCAUGCUGCUUCCUGGCCCGGUGGUGAAGAGCCUGAAGGAGACCGGCGUAGUGGAACCAGAACUGUACGAUGAAGUGACAAUAUAUUUCAGUGACAUAGUCGGUUUCACCACUCUGUGCCAGUACAGCACACCGAUGGAAGUCGUAGACAUGCUCAACGACAUCUACAAGGGAUUUGACAGUAUCGUUGACCACCACGAUGUAUACAAGGUGGAGACGAUUGGUGAUGCCUACAUGGUGGCCUCCGGGCUUCCGAAGCGAAAUGGGAACAGGCACGCGGUGGAUAUCUGUCGCAUGGCGCUUGACAUCUUGGCCUUCAUGGGUACCUUCCAGCUCCGACACCUGCCUGGUAUCCCUGUGUGGAUACGCAUUGGCGUGCACUCAGGUUCCUGUGCAGCAGGUGUUGUGGGGAUAAAGAUGCCCAGAUAUUGUUUAUUUGGAGACACAGUCAACACGGCAUCUCGCAUGGAGUCUACAGGACACCCCCUGCGGAUCCACGUCAGUCAGCCCACUAUAUAUAUCCUUCAGAGGACAGACUGCAAGUUUGAGUAUGAGAUGAGAGGAGAAACGUAUCUGAAGGGUAAAGGCACAGAGACAACCUACUGGUUGACAGGUGAGACGGGCAAAGACUACGACCUCCCAACUCCUCCCACAACGGAGAACUUCCAGCGGCUGCAGCAGGACCUCGCCCACAUGAUCCUUGCCUGCCUGGAGCGCCGCUCUCGCCGCUCGGUCCGGAGGAAGAGGCCGCUCUCGAGUCAGAGCAAGGAGGACCACAACGACCAAGAAUCAGAGGUGGAGUCUGAGAGCGGCCAUCCUGAGUACCUGCAUCUCGCCACAGUGGAUAACACCCUCAGUACCUUCCUGUAGUACAGACCUACUGUUGAGUACAUCCCCGUCACAAAUUGACUGAUUACAUUGUUCUGUAAGAGAAAGCAGGUAGAUGCAGUUGAAUACUACAAAUUACGAAACACUUAAUACAAAAUAAGAGCCUUCUUUAAGAGCUCAAAGUCUCAGUUAGGAAUGAAUAAGAUGGUCAAGGAUGGGGAAGGUGAUUGUCCAAUCUUUUUCAUUUCUGAUAUGCAGCUGACAUCAUUUUCUUCCUUGUUCUUUCUCUUUGUGCCCUAUUGAAUCCAUUGAAGUGCAACAGCAAGAAACGAUAAGAAGACAACAGGGCCACGACCUGUUUGUGUUAAAUUGAUCAUUGAUUGUUUAACUAUGUACUUUAUACACUGCUUGGUCUAAAACUGGGCCAUCACCAUGAGAGGCAAGAUAUUACCAUUAUUCCCAGUGGUUAUAUCUUUCACAUUUGUGGAAGGAAAUUGUGGGUACAUCUGUUGAUUCAGGAAGCAGGACAAUGAAGGAAUGAAUUAGUAGCAUAAAAAUAGAUCAAGCGAAUUAUUCCUACUUACAUAAGAAUAACUUUUAAGAGCACUUCUCUUAUUACAUGAUUAAUCACAUCUUUGCUUUGGGCAGAAGCCAAUCACACACACAAGGAUUUAACCUUUAUCUGCCAUAUUAUUUAAUCUUUAAAAACAUGCUUUUUUUGUUCUGUGAUGUUAUUUAGCAAAAACAUUUUUUAUUUAAGUUUAUUUUCUUUGUGUGAAAUCCCCCAAUAUGUCCAGUGUUUUCCCAGCAAUUCUCAUGUGAAGUAAACAAUCUAAAAAAGACAUAAUUUAGUACAAUCACUCCAAAACAGAUGUGAGCUAGUCUCUGUCACAGGAUCUUAAACCACCUUAAGACACUUUGGGGGUCUGUUAAAUUUCAGAGCAUUUUUUUUUUUAGUAACUUGAUAAAUAGCAAAAAGCUUGUAAGUAGCAGUAAAGGUGAAGGAUUUUUACUUCAUCAAUUUGAUAAACGCAGGGCCUGUUUGUGUAUAUGUACUUUUAUUCUUGUACUGGUUAGUUUAUUUGCAUUUAUGUUGUUUUUACCCAAAUGUCACAUCUGGAGACAGCUGCAUUUUACUCCAAUUGCAUCUCUAAUGUAGCUCUGGCUGUACAUUUCAACCACUGAGAUUAAGAUGAAAUGGUUUAGGAGGUAUCCACUGCACUGGCUGUGACUGUUGACUGUUUAACUGGCUUUGUUAUUUCAGAGGUAACACCAGUGUAGAUACGUGUGGACUCAUGAUAUCAUUGUUGUAACAUACAUCCGCCUCAAAAAAAACAAGACUGUCAAAUCAGUAUUUUAAACCAAAGGACAAAGAUUUAUUUUUGCUGAGAAUGGUGACAUUCAUUUACAUUAAAUAAAAAAAAAAAAACACAAUUCACCUUCUGUCACAUUGUGGAAAAUGUUGUAUGUUGUUCAGGUCCUGAUGAAUACAGUUCAAUAAAAUCAAAACACAGAGCGUUUC
Messenger RNA from Dicentrarchus labrax (European seabass), 4974 nucleotides. RefSeq names its product guanylate cyclase 2Cb (gene gucy2cb). Lineage: Eukaryota; Metazoa; Chordata; Actinopteri; Moronidae. The transcript is spliced from 27 exons. Gene Ontology annotation, biological process: protein phosphorylation; cGMP biosynthetic process; receptor guanylyl cyclase signaling pathway. The coding region runs from base 279 to 3494 and encodes 1071 amino acids. The record is from RefSeq and is a predicted model, not a curated record. Gene Ontology annotation, molecular function: peptide receptor activity; ATP binding; guanylate cyclase activity.